AUGGAAGACGAUCGCAGCACGUCGGUGGCUUUUGCUCCUCCCUCGGUCCAAGACCAUCACGAGACCCUCUUAUCUGGGAGAUCUUAUGCGCAUUAUAGCACAGUGCCCGAAGCCAUUGUACCCAGUGAAUCCUCUCAAUCCAAGCCUGGUACACCGUGUGUAUUGGGCGUGGAUGAAGCUGGUCGCGGACCUGUGAUCGGCCCUAUGAUUUAUGGGGUCUACUACCUCCCAAUUGAAAUUCAGCAAUCCCUGCUAGCCACGACAUACCGUUUCGACGACUCCAAAGUACUAACUCCCGCCAUGAGGACCAAUCUGAUGAAGGCUGUAUGCACCAGUGACACCGACCUUUUCAAGUCGUCCGGCUGGGCUAUCAAAUCGCUCUCUGCCCAAGACAUCAGUGCUGCAAUGCUGAAGAAUGGCGGGUCCUACAAUCUUAAUGCUCAAGCCAUGGAUGCAUCAGUCGAAUUAAUCCGCGGUGUUAUCGACAAGGGUGUCAAUGUGAGGGAAAUAUAUGUGGACACCAUUGGGAAGCCGGCAGUUUACCAGAAAAAAUUGGAACUCAUUUUCCCCACGAUCAAAAUAACCGUGGAAAAGAAGGCUGACAGUUUGUUCCCUUGCGUCAGUGCGGCAAGCGUUGUGGCCAAAGUCACGCGAGAUGUCAGCUGUGAGGCUCUCUGGAAGGCAUACGCCCUGCAGGAUUCCACAUCAUCCACCGACGAGCCUGUCACUUGGGGAUCUGGAUAUCCAUCGGAUGCCAGGUGUGUGAGCUGGCUCAAGGACGCCAUGGAUCCCAUCUGGGGCUUUGGAAAUGAAUGCCGAUUUAGCUGGGGCACGGUCAAAGACAUGCUAGAACAGAGAGGUGGCCCAGCGACAAGGAUUGACUGGCCUGACGAUGUUGAUGACGAGAACAUGAGACUUUCGCACUAUUUCAGUGCAAACGGAAUGGCUGGACCAAAAACGGAGAGCGAUGAGUUGCGGUAUUGGUUUGGAAAUGGUGUGGGACAAGAAGCAUUUUGA
Messenger RNA from Rhinocladiella mackenziei CBS 650.93, 1017 nucleotides. RefSeq names its product ribonuclease HII. The record is from RefSeq and is a predicted model, not a curated record. The transcript has a single exon. Gene Ontology annotation, biological process: mismatch repair; DNA replication, removal of RNA primer. NCBI's taxonomy places the organism in Eukaryota, Fungi, Ascomycota, Eurotiomycetes, Chaetothyriales, Herpotrichiellaceae. Bases 1 to 1017 code for a protein of 338 amino acids. Gene Ontology annotation, cellular component: ribonuclease H2 complex. Gene Ontology annotation, molecular function: RNA-DNA hybrid ribonuclease activity; RNA binding.